AUGUUAAAACGUUUUAUUGGAAUUGGUUUGAGAAAAAAAAAACCAGAAGGGGGUGGAACAAUUUCAUCUGAAAGUGGUGUAGAUGAACUUAAUGGUGGGGAUUGUAGUGUUGUAUCUAAACAUGGUGUAACAAAAAAAUUGAAUGAAUCUACAAAUAGUAUUAUUGAGUCGAAUGGCAAAAAAACAACCAUUUUUCAAGGUAUAAAAAUUGCAACAAAAAAAAACAAGACUAAAUCUAAUAAAAAAGAAAAUACUGAAAUUAAAAAAACUAGAGUUCCAACAAAAAAUAUUUCUGGACAAAAUUUAAAUAAAGUACCUGAAAGCACAAAUAGCAAUUUUAGGGUAGUGAGUUUAUCUAAAAAAGAAAAACUUAAAAGUAUGUCAAAAAAUGAGAUAAUAAAGAAAGAAUCAAAAAAUGAACGUUUAAGAGAUACUAGUAAUAAUAUGGCUAAUGUUAAAGUUAGUGGUUCACAGUCAAAGGUGGAUUUUCGUGAAUCAAAACAACCUAAUAGUACAAAGGUGGAAAAAGAUUCAAAAUUGGUUAAAGAACCAAAACCAUUAACAGAAGGUACAAUGAUAGCAUUUAAUUGGGAAAUUAAAAAAACUCUUGGAAAAGGAUCAUUUGGUCAGGUUUAUCUUGCAGAACAUACACAAACUCAUGUUAAGAUAGCAAUAAAAACUCUUUUAGCUUCAUAUCAAGAGUUUAGAAUUGCAAUGGAGAGAGAUGUAUUAAAAUUAUGUUCAGAAAAAACAUAUUUUCCUAAAGUGUAUCUUUCAGGAAUGCAUGAUAUAUAUUAUUGUAUCGGAAUGUCAUUACUAGGUCCAUCAUUAACAGAUGUUCGAAAAUCUACAAAGUUACUAAAAAUCGAAGCUCAUUAUUGUAUGAUUGUUUGCAAGCAGAUGAUCUAUGCUUUAAAAACAUUGCAUGAACUCGGUUAUGUCCAUCGUGAUAUAAAACCAUCAAAUAUAUGUACAGGAUUUCCAGGGACACCGGAAGCUAAGAACAUAUGUUAUUUGAUAGAUUUUGGUAUUGUCAGAAAAUUUAUUGUUGGGGGUGUUAUUAUACACCCAAAAGGUAAAGGAAGACUUCGUGGUACAAUGAGGUAUUUAUCAUUAAAUUGUCAUCAAUUAUUAGAAUUAGGACCAGCAGAUGAUCUUCAUAGUUUAUAUUAUUCUAUUGUAGAGUUAGGAACAGGUCAUUUACCAUGGAAAUGUUGCAGUGAUAUAAAAGAAGUUGAAAAAAUGAAAAAAGAAUUUGAUUUUUCAAAACAUCGUGGAGAUUUAUUAAUUGGUUUUCAUGACUUUUGGACUGUUACUAAAGAUGUCACAAAUAUUCAACUUCCAGACUACGAUAAAUGUGUUGAAGUAAUUGAAAAAUGUAUUCCAGAUGAAUAUAAAAAAGAUAAUUUUAUUUUUCCAUGGCAUGAUAUAUCUACAUCAUAA
Messenger RNA from Strongyloides ratti, 1443 nucleotides. Its product is annotated as Casein kinase I. Gene Ontology annotation, molecular function: protein serine/threonine kinase activity; ATP binding. Lineage: Eukaryota; Metazoa; Nematoda; Chromadorea; Rhabditida; Strongyloididae. Gene Ontology annotation, biological process: signal transduction; peptidyl-serine phosphorylation. The record is from RefSeq and is a predicted model, not a curated record. Gene Ontology annotation, cellular component: nucleus; cytoplasm. The transcript is spliced from 3 exons. The coding region runs from base 1 to 1443 and encodes 480 amino acids.